This is a messenger RNA of Fonticula alba, 1578 nucleotides long. RefSeq names its product alanine transaminase. The record is from RefSeq and is a predicted model, not a curated record. Gene Ontology annotation, molecular function: L-alanine:2-oxoglutarate transaminase activity; pyridoxal phosphate binding. Lineage: Eukaryota; Rotosphaerida; Fonticulaceae. The transcript is spliced from 9 exons. Gene Ontology annotation, biological process: biosynthetic process. The coding region runs from base 1 to 1578 and encodes 525 amino acids.
AUGGGCCUCGGCCAGAUCGUCGCCCAAUCCCAGGGCCAUUUUAAUCCUCCCGGCGUGGCCCCGGCCCGAGAGUACUCCCUCUCCAAGCACUUUGUCCACCCCUUCCGCAAGGUCCAGCCAAAGCCCAUCCCCGUCGACGACACCAUGUCCCCUACCACCCGCGCUGUCAUCGAGGCCGACCACCCCCCGGUCCUCACCCUCGACACGAUUAACCGCCACGUGCGCGAUGCCCAGUAUGCCGUGCGCGGUGAGCUGGCCAUUCGCGCUGAGAAGUACCGCGAGCGCCUUGCCGCCGGUGAGAAGCUCCCCUUCGAUGAGAUUACCCUCUGCAACAUUGGCAACCCCCAGCAGCUGGGCCAGAAGCCGAUUACCUUCUUCCGCCAGGUGUCCGCCCUGGUCGAUUGCCCGUCCCUGCUGGCGGUGGCCGACUCCCAGGGCCCCGAUGGUGAGGCCCUGCGCCUGCUCUUCCCGGCGGAUGUCAUCGCCCGUGCCCAGAAGCUGGCCAAGGCCGUCGGCAGCACCGGGUCUUACAGCCAUUCGCAGGGUGUUCCGUGCGUGCGCCAGAACGUCGCGCGCUUCAUCUCCGAGCGCGAUGGUGGUGUGCCCGCCAACCCGGACGACAUCUUCCUGACGUCUGGCGCGUCGGACGGUGUGCGCAUGCUGCUCAACUGCAUCAUCAGCGGCCCGGAGGUCGGGGUCCUCAUCCCCAUUCCCCAGUACCCGCUGUACUCGGCGGCCCUGACCCUCAUGCAUGGGCGCCCGGUGCCGUAUGGCCUGAAUGAGACCGCUGGUUGGUCGAUGUCCGUCGCGGACCUCACCGCCUCGGUUCGUGCUGCUCGUGAGAACGGCACCGAUGUCCGCGCCUUGGUCGUCAUCAACCCUGGCAACCCCACUGGCCAGUGCCUGUCUGAGGAGAACAUCCGCGAGAUCAUCGAGUUCGCCCGCAACGAGCGUCUGAUCAUCAUGGCCGAUGAGGUGUACCAGACCAAUGUCUACUACCCGGAGGACCGCCCCUUCCAUUCCUUUAAGAAGGUUCUUCGCAGCAUGGGCCCCUCCUUCGACAAUGUCGAGCUGGUGUCCUUCCACUCCACCUCCAAGGGCGUCCUCGGUGAGUGUGGCCGCCGUGGUGGCUAUUUCGAGCUGUGCGGCUUCUCGCCGGCCGUUCGCGACCAGCUCUACAAGCUGGCCUCCAUUUCUCUGUGUCCCAGCGUUCAUGGCCAGAUUAUGGUUGAUCUCAUGGUCAACCCCCCGAAGGAGGGCGACACCUCCUUCCCCCUCUACCAGGAAGAGACCAGUGCCAUCUUCAACUCCCUGAAGCAGCGCGCUGAGCAGCUGACCAGCGUCUUCGUCGAGCUGGAGGGCGUCACCUGCGAGCGGGCUGACGGUGCCAUGUACACCUUCCCUCGGAUCCGCCUGCCCGCCAAGGCCAUCGCCGCGGCCGAGGAGGCCGGCCAGGCCCCGGAUCUCUUCUACUGCCUGGCCCUGCUGGACUCCACCGGCAUUGAGCGCUUUGCCCGUUUCACCGGUCUCCUGCGCGACUUCCACCAGAAGUUCAUGGAGCAGUACCGCGAUGAGUAA